Messenger RNA from Pistacia vera, 1243 nucleotides. RefSeq lists its product as uncharacterized. Gene Ontology annotation, biological process: regulation of DNA double-strand break processing. The coding region runs from base 41 to 1243 and encodes 400 amino acids. Gene Ontology annotation, cellular component: site of double-strand break; nucleus. NCBI's taxonomy places the organism in Eukaryota, Viridiplantae, Streptophyta, Magnoliopsida, Sapindales, Anacardiaceae. The transcript is spliced from 6 exons. The record is from RefSeq and is a predicted model, not a curated record. Gene Ontology annotation, molecular function: protein binding.
GAAAAAUAACCCACUCAUAAAUAUCGCAACAUAGCCAAGAAUGGAAGACGAGGCAGAGAUAUACGACGGAAUCAGAGCUCAGUUCCCGCUCGCGUUUGGCAAACAAUCAAAACCCCAAACCUCUCUCGAAAAAGUCCACGACGCCACUCGCCGAUCGGAACAACCGCCUUCCACCACCACCACCACCAGCACAGCUGCCUCCAAGACUAAUGACCUACCGUCUCUCUCAUCCUCCCCCAGAGCUUGGCUUGACUCUCUCCGAAAACCUAAAGCUUCGGAGGCGCCAAAAGUUGGGCCCCCACCGCCUCCUGAGCCGCCGAAAGCGGAGGAAGAUGACGAUGACGUGAUGAUUGGGCCCCCACGGCCUCCUCAGCCUGUGGAAACGGAGGAUGAUGAUGGAGUUGUGAUGAUUGGGCCACCGCGGCCUCCCGUGGCAUCGGAGACGGACGAUGAAGAGGAGGAGGAAGAGGAAGGGGAGAAUCGGUAUCGGAUUCCGAUGAGUAACGAGAUUGUACUGAAGGGUCAUACUAAGGUUGUUUCAGCUCUUGCAGUUGAUCACUCUGGGUCUAGAGUUCUCUCCGGUAGUUAUGACUAUACGGUGCGAAUGUAUGACUUUCAAGGAAUGAAUUCCCGUUUACAAUCCUUUAGGCAACUUGAGCCAUUUGAAGGUCAUCAAGUGCCCCAGCUGAGGCGACUUGUUAUGCUAGCUUGGAAUAGAAUAAAGAAGGAUGUAAUUUGCAUGGCCAUUUGUACAUGGAGAUGUCUUGAAUCCCUGACAAUGCCUAGUAUAGCAAAUCCCCCUUAUCUUAUAGAGGAAAUAGCCCUAAAUUUCAAGAACUUCAGUGAACUCAAGGUCAUGGGUCCUUUUGACGCUCUCUUUGCUUCUACGAUAGCCAAAUUUCUUCCAAAUUUGAAGUGUACCCGAAGUGAUGAAGGCUUUCUCAGGUGGUACAAGUAUGAGGAAGGCCUUUGGAAAAUGGAUGAGGCGAGAACACUUGCCAAGGUUUUGGUGUUCUUUGUAGUAGGUAUGAGAUAUUGUUGUUUAAUGACAAUUGUAGCAGUUGGAAUCAUAUAUGAAGCUGAGAAAGAUAAAGAAGAGGCUUAUGAUUUGGUGUCAGAAAUGUUUUUGGCCACCAGAAAAGCUUGUGUCAAAGAAUUUAAGGAUAGAUUCCCAAAUGAAGAUUCUAGUCUUUUAGAGACAAUUGUGUUGAAAAAUGAGAAGAUGCCACCUAAUAGAGAUUAG